CAAACUCCCCCAAUUUGGUUCAGAAAAGCGAAAAAUCGAGCACCCACCUGGCGAGAACAUAAACCAAACCUCGCACCAUAGUCAAUCAAUCACCCCUUUCUAUCUCUCUCUCUCAUCUUUCUCUCUCUACAGCUACGAAAAUGUCUCCGAAGCCAUCAGAGAACGGAACCGAAGGCGAUGACGAGAGGGAAGAAGGCGAAGAAGAUACAGAAGAGGACAAGGAUGAAGAAGAAGAAGAAGAGGAGGAAGAUGAGCCGAGGCUUAAGUACCAGAGAAUGGGAGGCACCGUGCCUUCUCUUAUAUCGAGUGACGCCGCUUCUUGUGUUGCCGUUGCGGAACGGAUGAUCGCUCUUGGUACACAUGGUGGUUCUGUUCAUAUUCUUGAUUUCCUUGGCAAUCAGGUUAAGGAAUUUCGAGCUCAUACGGCUGCUGUCAAUGAUCUUUGCUUUGACAUAGAUGGUGAAUUUGUUGGAAGUUGUUCAGACGAUGGGUCUGUUGUGAUUAUCAGUCUUUUCACCGAUGAGAUUCAGAAAUUUGACUAUCAUCGCCCUAUGAAGGCCAUUGCAAUAGAUCCAGAUUACGCACGGAAAGCAUCUAGGAGAUUUGUUACUGGUGGUUUGGCUGGAAAUUUAUAUUUUAAUGUGAAAAAAUGGUUAGGCUACCGGGACCAGGUUUUGCAUUCUGGGGAAGGUCCUAUCCAUGCAGUGAAAUGGAGAACAAGUCUAAUUGCGUGGGCUAAUGAUGCCGGAGUAAAAGUUUAUGAUGCUGCUAAUGAUCAACGUGUUACAUUUAUUGAGAGACCCAGAGGAAGCCCACGGCCUGAGCUUCUGCUUCCCCACUUAGUUUGGCAGGAUGAUGCUCUCCUUGUUAUUGGCUGGGGAACAACUAUAAAAAUUGCAUCAAUAAAAACUAAUCAGGCCAGAGGUGUCAAUGGCUCAUAUAGGCAAAUUACAACCUCCAACAUGAACCAAGUUGAUAUUGUGGCAUCUUUUCAAACCAGCUAUUUCAUAUCAGGGGUCGCUCCCUUUGGUGACUCUUUGGUUGUUCUAGCUUAUAUACCGGGGGAAGAAGAUGGAGAGAAAGAAUUUAGCAGCAGUGUUCCAUCACGACAGCAGGGGAAUGCUCAAAGACCAGAAGUGCAUGUAGUGACUUGGAACAAUGACGAGCUUGCGACAGAUGCUUUACCUGUACUCGGCUUUGAGCAUUACAAGGCAAAAGAUUAUUCUCUUGCUCAUGUUCCUUUCACAGGUAGCAGCUAUGCAGGGGGUCAAUGGGCGGCUGGUGAUGAACCAUUAUACUAUGUUGUAUCACCAAAAGAUGUAGUUAUUGCCAAACCGAGGGAUGCAGAGGAUCAUAUUAAUUGGCUUCUUCAACACGGAUGGCAUGAGAAAGCUUUGGCAGCUGUUGAAGCUGGGCAGGGGCGUAGUGAGCUCCUUAAUGAGGUGGGGUCGAGGUAUCUGGAUCAUUUGAUUGUGGAAAGGAAAUAUGCUGAAGCAGCUUCUUUAUGUCCCAAAGUGUUGCGAGGUUCUGCAGCAGCAUGGGAGAGAUGGGUUUUCCACUUUGCUCAUCUCCGCCAGCUUCCUGUAUUGGUCCCAUACAUCCCAACAGAGAACCCAGUACUACGUGAUACUGCUUAUGAGGUUGCUCUUGUAGCUCUGGCAACAAUUCCAUCUUCCCACAAGGAUCUCCUAUCUGCUGUGAAAUCUUGGCCACCUGUAAUAUACUCCGUAGUGCCUGUUAUUGCAGCUAUAGAGCCCCAACUCAACACGUCAUCCAUGACUGACGAACUCAAAGAGGCACUGGCAGUGCUCUAUGAAAAUGAUGGGCAAUAUGAGAAAGCUUUUGCACUUUAUGCUGAUCUUAUGAAGCCAGAUAUCUUUGAGUUUAUCGAGAAGCAUAGCUUGCAUGAUGCCAUUCGUGAGAAGGUCGGCCAGCUGAUGCUGAUUGAUCAUAAACGUUCAGUCGCACUGUUAAUCCAGCACAGGGACUUGAUUACUCCCGCUGAAGUUGUUUCCCAACUUCUGGCUUCAAGAAAGCAAAGCAAUUCUAGAUACUAUCUGCAUGAGUAUUUGCAUUCACUAUUUGAAGUCAACCCUCAUGCUGGCAGAGAUUUUCAUGAUAUGCAGGUUGAGCUUUAUGCGGAGUAUGAUCAAAAGAUGCUGCUUCCUUUCCUUCGCAGCAGUCAGCAUUACAUGCUUGAAAAGGCCUACGAAGUUUGUGUUAAGAGGGAUCUAUUAAGCGAGCAGGUUUUCAUUCUUGGAAGAAUGGGGAACACAAAGCAAGCCCUUGCUGUUAUUAUAGACAAACAGGGGGAUAUAGAAGAGGCUGUAGAAUUUGUCAGUAUGCAGCAUGAUGACGACCUGUGGGAAGAACUUAUUAGACAAUGUCUUAAUAAGCCCGAAAUGGUAGGUGUUUUGUUAGAGCAUACUGUCGGCAAUCUUGAUCCUCUCUAUAUUGUCAAUAUUGUACCCAAUGGCUUGGAGAUCCCUCGGCUGAGGGACCGUUUAGUCAAAAUUAUCACUGAUUACAGGACGGAAACUUCUCUAAGACAUGGUUGUAACGAUAUACUCAAGGCUGAUAUCGUUAAUCUUUUAGUCAAAUAUUACAAAGAAGCAAGACGUGCAAUAUACCUAAGCAACGAAGAAAAGGAAACACGUUCAAACAUGGACAAUGGGAGCAGUAAUCCAAUGGACAGAACCCCGGUCCUGAAAUCAAUGGAGGGUAAAUCAAAAACCCAAGCAGGCGGAAGGUGUUGCAUCUGUUUCGACCCUUUGUCCAUUCAGGGUGCAUCAGUUAUCGUAUUCUUUUGCUGUCAUGCGUACCACUUGAAUUGUCUUUUGGAUUCAACCAACUCCAUUACCACCAAAAAAGGGGAAUCUGCUAACUCUUAUACUAAUGGUGAUUAUAUUGAUGACGACGAGGAUGAUGAAAAUGACAACGAUACCCCUACGGGUGCCUCUCGGAUGCGAUGCGUAUUGUGUACCACAGCUGCUGGUUGAUGAUCUUUUUUUUUUCCUAUGUGUAGUGUUUGUAUAUUAUGUAUUGGUGUUAUUUAAUUGGGGGGUGGAGUGGAGUGUAAGGGGUUGGUUUUGGAGGAAAUGAGGCUUUUUGUAGUUUAAAUUAAAGAGAGAUUCGACUUAUGAGAAGUCAUUGAUGUGUUUAUUCCCUUGAAUUCCCAACAGGAGGAAGGAAUUAUACAAGUAAAAUUUAUGUGUUCAUUUGUAACUC
This is a messenger RNA of Cynara cardunculus var. scolymus (artichoke), 3228 nucleotides long. RefSeq names its product vacuolar protein sorting-associated protein 41 homolog. Gene Ontology annotation, molecular function: protein binding. Gene Ontology annotation, biological process: cellular response to starvation; protein targeting to vacuole; endosomal vesicle fusion. Gene Ontology annotation, cellular component: late endosome; HOPS complex. The record is from RefSeq and is a predicted model, not a curated record. NCBI's taxonomy places the organism in Eukaryota, Viridiplantae, Streptophyta, Magnoliopsida, Asterales, Asteraceae. The coding region runs from base 141 to 2999 and encodes 952 amino acids. The transcript is spliced from 19 exons.